GACUCCGAAAGUCGCGCCAGUUUGGGCAGACCGGCCACCUCAGCGCCCUCAGGGGAGCGGGGCUUCCCCGCCACCGGAAACGGAAGCACUGGACAGCAGGACCAUGGCGACGCUGUUUGACCUCCCAGAUUUGGUGCUCUUGGAGAUCUUCUCUUACCUCCCGGUCCGGGACCGGAUCCGCAUCUCCAGGGUCUGUCACCGCUGGAAGAGGCUAGUGGAUGAUCGGUGGCUGUGGCGACACGUCGACCUGACGCUCUACACGAUGCGGCCAAAAGUCAUGUGGCACCUCCUGCGCCGGUACAUGGCAUCCCGGCUCUACUCGCUGCGCAUGGGUGGCUACCUGUUCUCUGGCUCUCAAGCCCCACAGCUGUCCCCAGCCUUGAUGCGGGCCCUGGGCCAGAAGUGCCCCAACCUGAAGCGCCUGUGCCUGCACGUGGCUGAUCUGAGCAUGGUCCCUAUCACCAGCUUGCCUGCCACGCUGAGGACCCUGGAGCUGCACAGCUGCGAGAUCUCAAUGGCCUGGCUGCAGAAGGAGGAGGACCCCACGGUGCUGCCACUGCUGGAGUGCAUCGUGCUGGACCGAGUGCCAGCCUUCCGUGAUGAGCACCUGCAGGGCCUUACCCGCUUCCGAGCCCUGCGCUCGCUAGUGCUGGGCGGCACCUACCGGGUCACCGAGACCGGGCUGGAUGCCAGCCUGCAGGAGCUCAGCUACCUGCAAAGGCUGGAGGUGCUAGGCUGCACCCUGUCGGCCGACAGUACCCUGCUGGCCAUCAGCCGCCACCUCCGAGAUGUGCGCAAGAUUCGGCUGACCGUUGGGGGCCUCUCUGCCCAGGGCCUAGUCUUCCUGGAGGGAAUGCCGGCCCUGGAGAGUUUGUGCUUCCAGGGUCCCCUCAUCACCCCAGAAAUGCCCACGCCAGCUCAGAUCGUGUCCUCCUGCCUCACCAUGCCUAAGCUCAGAGUGCUUGAGGUGCAGGGGCUGGGCUGGGAGGGCCAGGAGGCAGAGAAGGUCCUAUGUAAGGGCCUGCCAAGCUGCAUGGUUAUUGUCAGGGCUUGUCCCAAAGAAUCCAUGGAUUGGUGGAUGUGAAGGCAUCACCUAUCCAUGCCUGGGACCUAUCCUAGC
This is a messenger RNA of Acomys russatus (golden spiny mouse), 1120 nucleotides long. It is a transcript of the gene Fbxl12, whose product is annotated as F-box and leucine rich repeat protein 12. The coding region runs from base 104 to 1084 and encodes 326 amino acids. Gene Ontology annotation, cellular component: SCF ubiquitin ligase complex. Gene Ontology annotation, molecular function: protein binding. The transcript has 3 exons. Lineage: Eukaryota; Metazoa; Chordata; Mammalia; Rodentia; Muridae. The record is from RefSeq and is a predicted model, not a curated record. Gene Ontology annotation, biological process: SCF-dependent proteasomal ubiquitin-dependent protein catabolic process.